Molecule: messenger RNA, 819 nt
Organism: Eimeria acervulina
Lineage: Eukaryota; Apicomplexa; Conoidasida; Eucoccidiorida; Eimeriidae
Product: branched-chain alpha-keto acid dehydrogenase E1 component beta chain, putative
Exons: 4
Coding region: 1-819 (272 amino acids)
Biological process (GO): branched-chain amino acid catabolic process; response to nutrient
Molecular function (GO): catalytic activity
Source: RefSeq, a predicted model, not a curated record
AUGGCGGUCGGAAUGGCCGCUGUUGGAUACACAGCGAUAGCUGAAAUUCAGUUUGGGGACUACAUCUUCCCUGCCUUUGAUCAGAUUGUAAAUGAAGCGGCUAAAUUCCGAUACCGAAGCGGCAACAACUGGAACUGCGGCAAAUUGACUUUCCGCUCCUCCUGGGGCGCCGUAGGCCACGGCGGGUUAUACCACUCGCAGUCUCCUGAGGCGUACUUUGCUCAUGCUGCAGGCCUUAAGAUUGUCAUUCCUAGGGGCCCUUACCAAGCUAAGGGGCUGCUGCUAAGCUGCAUUAGAGACGAUAACCCCUGUCUUUUCUUUGAACCCAAAGCCCUUUAUAGAGUCGCAACAGAUGAAGUUCCUACAGGAGAUUACAUGUUGAAUCUGUCAGAGGCGGAUGUUCUAAAGGAGGGGAAAGAUGUUACAGCGGUUGCCUGGGGCACGCAGGUUCACCGCGUGUUGCGCGCAGCGGAAAUGGCAGAGAAGGAGGGAAUCAGCGUUGAAGUGAUUGAUUUGCAGACAAUCAUUCCUUGGGACGUGAACACGGUGGUGAACUCGGUGAAGAAGACAGGGAGGCUGCUUGUCUCUCAUGAGGCGCAGCAAACGAUGGGCUUUGCAGCUGAAAUUGCUGCUGCGGUACAGGAAAGAUGCUUCUUCAACUUGGAGGCCCCAAUCAAACGCGUCACAGGCUAUGACACCCCCUUCCCGCUGGCCUAUGAGCCUGUCAGUAGCGUAGCAGCAGCAAUACACGCCUACUUCGAAAUGCAGACGAAAGGGCUUCCUCUAGAAACGCAGCUGCUUGUGCUCCCCUUCUCCUAG